GAAACCCCGACCCCGCACACUUUUUUUCUUCUUCUUCUUCUUCUUCUUCUUCUUCGUCUGACCAUCGCCAAUGGCGGAAACCUAGGGCUAGGGUUUUGUGCUGUACCCCUCCCAAAACCCUAACCCUAGAAGCAAAACGAUCCCUUCCCCCCCUACUGUGCUACGCUUCUCUGCGCCAUGGCGAGGAACGACGACGUCCUCUUCGUCUCCUCCUCCAUCAAGAUCCCCCUCGCCUCCCCCUCCCCUUUUCCUCCCCCUCCUUUCGUCUCCGCCCUCCCCUUCGCGCGCCACGCGCUCUCCGUCCACCUCGACCGCGCCGCCGACGCAGUCCGCGGCUGGUGGCGGCAGCGGCGGACGCUCCCGUUCUCGUUCUCGUUCCCGUUCCCGCCGCCGUUCGCGGCGGCGGUGGCGGCGGUGGCGCGGGCGGAGCCGGAGCCGCGGCGGCACGUGGGGAGGGAGGACGAGGAGCGGGUGCUCAUCAGCGAGGUGCUGGUCCGGGACAAGGACGGGGAGCCGCUCGAGCGCGCCGACCUCGAGGCGGCGGCGGCCGCGGCGCUGCGCUCGUGCCGCCCCAACUCGGCGCUCACCGUGCGCGAGGUGCAGGAGGACGUGCACCGGAUCAUCAAGAGCGGGUUCUUCAGCUCCUGCAUGCCCGUCGCCGUCGACACCCGCGACGGCAUCAGGCUCAUCUUUCAGGUAGAACCCAAUCAGGAUUUUCAUGGUAUGCUUUGUGAGGGUGCAAAUCUUCUACCUUCAAAGUUCUUGGAAGAUGCAUUUCGCGAUCAAUAUGGGAAAAUUGUCAAUAUAAGACAUUUGGAUCAAGCAAUCAAAUCUAUCAAUGGCUGGUAUCAGGAUCGUGGGCUAACUGGUUUGGUUUCCUAUGCAGAGAUACUUUCGGGAGGAAUCCUUAGGUUACAGGUUACUGAAGCAGAGGUUAAUAACAUCAUUAUCCGUUUUCUUGAUAGAAGGACUGGCGAACCAACUGUUGGGAAGACGAAACCAGAGACCAUACUCCAACAGCUUACUACAAAGAAAGGACAGGCCUAUAGUAGAGCACAAGUUAAAAGAGAUGUUGAGACAAUAUUGACUAUGGGAAUUAUGGAAGAUGUUACUAUUAUUCCACAGCCUGUUGCAGAUACAAAUAAAGUUGAUCUUGUUAUGAAUCUUGUUGAACGUCCAAGCAGAGGUUUCUCUGCAGGCGGUGGAAUUUCAAGUGGGAUUACCAAUGGACCUCUUUCAGGACUCAUUGGAAGCUUUGCCUAUUCCCACCGGAAUCUUUUUGGGAGGAACAAGAAACUAAAUCUUUCACUAGAAAGGGGCCAAGUUGAUUCCAUAUUCCGCUUGAAUUAUAUUGACCCAUGGAUUGAUGGAGACAAUAAGAGGACAUCAAGAACAAUUAUGAUUCAGAAUUCUAGGACUCCUGGAACGCUUGUUCAUGGCAGCAGCCAAUCUGAGCAUGGUGGCCUGACCAUUGCACGAGUUACUGCCGGAAUUGAAUACAGUCGACCUUUCAGGCCCAAGUGGAGUGGAACUGUUGGCUUAAUUUUUCAGCAUGCUGGUGCUCGUGAUGAUAAAGGCUAUCCCAUCACCAGAGAUAUCUAUAACAGCCAGUUAACUGCCAGUGGAAGGGCUUAUGACAACACACUAAUUGCAAAGUUUGAAAGCAUCUAUACAGAUUCUAGUGAUCACAGUUCCACAAUGUUUGUAUUCAACGUGGAACAAGGGCUCCCUUUCCUUCCGGAGUGGCUAUGUUUCAACAGAGCGACUGCUCGUGUUAGGCAAGGUUAUGAAAUUGGGCCUGCUCGGUUGCUCUUAUGUGCAUCUGGAGGGCAUGUGGUGGGGAACUUCUCACCUCAUGAGGCAUUUGCAAUUGGUGGGACGAAUAGUGUUAGAGGUUAUGAAGAAGGUGCAGUUGGUUCUGGGCGCUCAUAUGCUGUUGGUAGCGGAGAAGUAUCUUUUCGCAUGUAUGGACCUCUAGAAGGUGUGGUAUUUGGAGAUUAUGGAAGUGACCUUGGCUCGGGAUCUAAAGUAACUGGUGACCCAGCUGGAGCAAGGGGGAAGCCUGGAAGUGGUUAUGGUUAUGGAGUUGGUAUUCGUGUGGACUCGCCACUGGGCCCCCUUCGGCUUGAAUAUGCCUUCAAUGAUAGAAAUGCAAGGAGAUUUCACUUUGGAGUUGGCUAUCGGAACUAAUGAAACUUUCAAAUUUAACUCUUUUCAUAGCAAGUAUGUGCCUUUAUUUUUUUUCCCAUUUUUUUUAAUGAGGUUAAUUUGAGAAGACUUCCUCGGAAGUUAUUUUGUCAGGAUUUUACAGGUCUACAGGAGAAAAAUUCGUUGUAAAUUAUUUUGACGGGCUAUUUCUGUUGUCCUUUUUUUUGUAUGAUUUUGUGAUUUUGGGAUAUUUUGCUUCUUCUGUUCCCUCUUCAAGAUAUUGUUAGAAUUCUAUAAAUGUUUCCGUUCUCAAAAAU
Molecule: messenger RNA, 2465 nt
Organism: Ananas comosus (pineapple)
Lineage: Eukaryota; Viridiplantae; Streptophyta; Magnoliopsida; Poales; Bromeliaceae
Product: outer envelope protein 80, chloroplastic
Exons: 16
Coding region: 178-2190 (670 amino acids)
Biological process (GO): embryo development ending in seed dormancy; chloroplast organization
Cellular component (GO): outer membrane
Source: RefSeq, a predicted model, not a curated record